CCCCCGCCUCCCCCGGCAGCGGCAGCAGCAGCAGAAGCAGCAUCAGCAGCAGAAGACCUCCAUCCAUCCCUCCCUUCUUCCCUCCAUCCAUCCUUCCCUCCCGCUCCGAACCCGUGCUCGGUGGUGGUGUCCCGGGUCGCCGUCGGUCUGGUGCCAUCGUCUAGUUCGCGCCCCCACGGAAUGUAUCAGAGCCCGACUCGCUUUUGCUCGGCCCUGCUCCAAAGAGACGUGUCCAGCCUCUGCUGCGUAUCCUCCUCCAGGCUGCGGAGGCAAUCCCCUUCUCCCCCCGCGCCUCUGCGAUCUCAUUCCCCUCGGCCCCUGUCUGAGACUGGUGCUUCUCCUCCCCCUCUCCAUCCUCCUCCUCCUCCCCCUCCUCCCCCUCCUCCCCCACCUCCUCCUCCUCACCUGGCGGCGACGGAGCUGGCUUCUGGUCCCGAGAUUGCGUCCUCCAGGACAGCGUGUCCCAUGGGAAACGGAACGAGCAGGCUCUAUGGUGCUAUCGCCAAGACCCUGAAUGGCUCUGCAGCCCCCCAGCACCCUGAGUGUCUGGUGCCUCCUGACUCAGAACAGCUGGAUCCCAUAGAUCCGAAAGAGCUGCUCGAGGAAUGCAGGGCAGUCCUGCACACACGGCCUCCCCGCUUCCAGAGGGAUUUUGUGGACUUGAGGACGGACUCGACAAGUAGCCACCCACCCAUUAGGGUCAUGCAGUGGAACAUCCUUGCUCAAGCUCUUGGGGAAGGCAAAGAUAACUUUGUACAGUGCCCUGUGGAGGCACUCAAAUGGGAAGAAAGAAAAUGUCUCAUCCUGGAAGAGAUCCUGGCCUACCAGCCAGACAUCCUGUGCCUGCAGGAGGUGGACCACUACUUUGACACUUUCCAGCCGCUCCUCAGUAGACUGGGCUACCAGGGCACCUUCUUUCCAAAGCCGUGGUCGCCCUGUCUGGACGUGGAACACAACAACGGACCCGACGGCUGCGCCUUGUUUUUCCUUCAGAACAGGUUCAAGCUGGUCAACAGCACCAACAUCAGGCUGACCGCCAUGACCCUUAAAACUAACCAGGUGGCCAUCGCGCAGACGCUGGAGUGCAAGAAGACGGGGCGGCUGUUCUGCAUCGCCGUCACCCACCUGAAGGCACGCACCGGCUGGGAGCGGUUCCGGUCUGCGCAAGGCAGUGACCUCCUCCAGAACCUGCAGAACAUCACGCAGGGGGCCAAGAUCCCGCUUAUCGUGUGCGGGGACUUUAACGCAGAGCCCACGGAAGAGGUCUACAGACACUUCGCCUCGUCUAGCCUCAACCUCAACAGCGCCUACAAAGUGCUGAGUGCCGACGGGCAGUCGGAGCCCCCGUACACCACGUGGAAGAUCCGGUCUUCCGGGGAGUGCCGGCACACGCUGGACUACAUCUGGUAUUCUGAACAGGCUUUAAACGUGCGCUCGGCUCUUGGCUUGCUCACCGAGGAGCAGAUCGGUCCCAACCGGCUGCCUUCCUUCAAUUACCCUUCGGACCACCUGUCUCUAGUGUGUGACUUCAGCUUUAACGAGGACCAAGACCCACCUUUAUAGCUUAUCGGGGGCUCAGUUUCUAGUCACAAAAGUCUUAACUAGGGAAAUGGAAAUAAGAAGUUGCCUGAGGAAGGAUUCACUGUUUCUCAGCUUACCUUUAUGGCAUGGUCUUUGGGGAGGAGGAAAAAAAACAAACCACAAUUUCACAAUCUUUUUGAUUAAAGUCUCUAUCAAAAAAAAAAAAAAAGGUGUAUGCACCCCAAUUUGGGCUGGUGGUAUUUUCUCUCCCCUCAGCAUUAGCUUUUGAUGAAGUAAGGGAACUCUGUCAUUUAUUUGGAAUUUUUUUCCUUCCCAAGGAUUUGGUGCCAAUGUGGACUUGCUUGGAUCCUCCCUAACUGGGGUUGGGUGUACAUAUAUAUAUCAUCAUGACAGCACUCCUUUUUUUUUUUUUUUUAAUUUAUGGCAUUUUAAAAAGACAUUAAUAGGAAAGGACUGUGCAUAGUCACGUUAUUUUUUUUUAAUUUUGCAUUGUAAAUGACAUAAGCAAACAUUUAGAAGCUUAGCAUGUGACAACCAUACUGGAUGCUCUCUGGAGCCCAUGAAGGUUUCAUAGCAUCCCUUUUAAAACAGACAAACAGGGGCAGCCGAGUAGUUCAGUGGAUUGAGAGCCAGACCUAGGUUCAAAUCCGGCCUCACUUCCCAGCUGUGUGACCCUGGGCA
Gracilinanus agilis (Agile Gracile Mouse Opossum) is the source of this 2223-nucleotide messenger RNA. It is a transcript of the gene NOCT, whose product is annotated as nocturnin. NCBI's taxonomy places the organism in Eukaryota, Metazoa, Chordata, Mammalia, Didelphimorphia, Didelphidae. Bases 181 to 1563 code for a protein of 460 amino acids. Gene Ontology annotation, biological process: circadian rhythm. Gene Ontology annotation, molecular function: poly(A)-specific ribonuclease activity. The record is from RefSeq and is a predicted model, not a curated record. The transcript is spliced from 3 exons.